CUUUGUGGAGACACAAGAAGAAGAAUCAGUUUGUUCUAGUAAGACCCGUGAUUACAACUAUUCAGCCAUGGAGCUGUUGGACAGGAUGGCCACAGGCGCCGGCGAGUGUCCCGGGAGCAGUCAGCACCGGGUGGACCACCUCCUCAGUGCCGUGGAGAGUGAGCUCCAGGCCGGCAGCGAGAAGGGCGACCCGACGGAGAAGGAACUGAAAGUCUGCCUGGAUGAGAGCGAGCUUUGGCAAAAAUUUAAGGAUCUUACAAAUGAAAUGAUUGUUACAAAGAAUGGCAGGCGCAUGUUUCCGGUGCUGAAAGUGAACGUUUCUGGAUUGGACCCGAACGCCAUGUAUUCUAUUCUGCUGGACUUCGUAUGUGCAGACAACCACAGGUGGAAAUACGUGAACGGGGAGUGGGUCCCCGGUGGCAAACCCGAACCUCAAACUCCCAGCUGUGUCUACAUCCACCCAGACUCUCCAAAUUUUGGUGCGCACUGGAUGAAAGCUCCUGUCUCCUUUAGUAAAGUCAAACUCACCAAUAAACUCAACGGAGGAGGUCAGAUAAUGUUAAAUUCCUUGCACAAGUACGAGCCACGCAUCCAUAUAGUGCGGGUCGGAGGCCCGAGGAGGAUGAUCACCAGCCACUCUUUCCCAGAGACACAGUUCAUUGCAGUAACAGCAUACCAAAACGAAGAGAUAACUGCUCUUAAAAUAAAGUACAACCCUUUUGCCAAGGCCUUCCUGGAUGCAAAGGAGAGAAGCGAUAAUAAAGACAUAAGAGAAGAUGCCAAUGAAAACCAGCAGUCGACUUACUCUCAAUUAGGUGGCUGGUUUAUUCCAGGCACAGGCUCUCUCUGCCCUCCUGCCAGUCCUCACAGCCAGUUUGGGAGUCCUAUCUCCCUCUCGCCGUCCCCCGGCUGUGAGCGCUACUCCUCCCUGAGGAACCACCGCUCUGCCCCUUACACCAGUCCGUACACCCAUCGGACCAACUCGCCCAUCAGUUACUCCGAUAACUCAGCCUGUCUAUCGAUGCUCUCAAGCCAUGAUAACUGGUCCAGUCUACAGAUGCCAACACACUCCAGCAUGAUGCCCAUGACCCACAAUUCCAACUCUGGUACCAACUCUAGUCAGUACACCAGCCUGUGGUCUGUGAGUAACUCGCCCCUGACUCCCGUGUCCCAGAAUGGAGGGAUAAACAACAGCCUGAGCUCCCAGUUCCUUCGAGGGUCCAGCAGCCACUACCCCAGCCUGUCUCACUCAGUCACAGUGCCCUCCUCUGGCUCUCCCAUGUACGACAGCGUCACAAUCACAGAAGUGCACGACACAGCUCAAUACGACACCUCUCCACAGGGCAGACUACCUUCAGCCUGGACUCCUGUGACGCCUCCGUCCCUCUGAUGGAAGUGUGUCUGUAAGCUUCUGGAGAGAUGGCCAUGAAAUAUUGUGACUUAAAGGAAGAAUCAACCCUAACAUUAAUUAAGUUUCAUUUGUUUCUAAAUUAAAUUUCACAAGCAAAAAGACUAUUUUCAGUUAAGAGUGAAAAAAUGUUUCACUUUCUGAUUGGUAGAUGCAAAAUCUUGAGUCCUUGAACUAACCUUUAAAAAUGGGCUUUGGUCUCAAUUAAUUACCUAGAGUUUCUUUCAAAAAUAACAAAAUGAAUAUGUUUAUUUGUUUGGUUUUUGGUUGAUUUUUUCCUUUAGGUAAACUAAAAUCCAUUUUAACUUGCUUAUAUUAAGCAUGACUCCAUGGUAUUCACAGCAAUAAGCAAAUGAAAUGUACAGUUGAAAAAUGUUAAAUGAUUUUAACUAUUGUUUAUAGUGAAAAUGAAAAGGCAAUUAAGGUUUACCGUGUAAAUAGAUAAAUGAGGCUUUUUGUACAACACUGAUGCCGUUUAUGAUAUUAUGUUCCUGAUUGUUUUAAAAAUUAAAUGAAAAGGUCUAAGGUCAACAUUCUGCUAUGCAGAUGAUCCACAACUAUCCAUAUCAUUCAAAAAACAUGUUGGGAUCUCUGCUGUUCUUGAGUCCAUCUACAUGACAUUAAAAACCUGAAUGCGCUUUACUAAA
Messenger RNA from Micropterus salmoides (largemouth bass), 2055 nucleotides. RefSeq names its product T-box transcription factor Tb (gene tbxtb). Gene Ontology annotation, biological process: somitogenesis; positive regulation of DNA-templated transcription; heart morphogenesis. Lineage: Eukaryota; Metazoa; Chordata; Actinopteri; Centrarchiformes; Centrarchidae. Gene Ontology annotation, cellular component: nucleus. Gene Ontology annotation, molecular function: DNA-binding transcription factor activity, RNA polymerase II-specific; RNA polymerase II cis-regulatory region sequence-specific DNA binding. Bases 68 to 1390 code for a protein of 440 amino acids. The transcript is spliced from 8 exons. The record is from RefSeq and is a predicted model, not a curated record.